AUGAGACAAAUUUCAAGAGAUCAAGUGUCAUCAACACCGAUUUAUUAUUUACCUCACCAUAGUGUCAUUAAAUUAGAUAGUGUCACGACUAAAAUCAGGGUGGUGUUUGACGCUAGUGCUAAAACUACUUCAAAUAUAUCUUUAAAUGAUGUUUUAAUGGAUGGUCCGAUUUUACAAAAUGAUCUAUUUUCAGUUUUGUUGAGAUUUCGAAGACACACGACCGCAUUUAUUGGCGAUUUGACGAAAAUGUACCGCCAGAUAUUAAUACAUCCUGAACAUCAAAAUUUACAACGAAUAGUUUGGCGAGAAAAUCCGCAAGAUGAAGUAAAAUAUUAUAAUUUACAAACGCUAACUUAUGGCGAAAAACCAGCUUCAUUUUUAGCUACGCGUUGUCUUAAACAAAUUGCAAUAGAAAAUAUCCAUGAAUACCCCACUGAAUGCGACAUAAUAAAUAAAGAUAUGUAUAUGGAUGACAUCUUAACAGGUGCUUCGGAUAGCACAGACUUAAUCAAAAUUCGCGAAAAUCUAUCUAACAUUUUGUUAAAAUACGGAUUUGAAAUACGGAAAUUUCAAUCUAACGAUGUUAAUUUUUUAAAUACUAUAUCGGCUACUUCAGAUACGCAGUACUUGAUCACGGAUGACUCAUCUACUAAAACGUUAGGCGUAUGCUGGAUUCCUUCUUUAGAUAUUUUUCGGUAUAAAGGUCAAGAUUUAGAAUUUAAAACCGAUCAAGCGACAAAAAGAUCGAUUCUGUCCUUUAUUGCAAAAAUAUUCGAUCCUCUCUCUCUUUUGGGUCCUAUUUUGAUACGCGCAAAACUUCUUAUGCAGAAUUUGUGGUUACUUCAACUAGAAUGGGAUGAGCCAAUUCCUAAUGAUCUUUACACACAAUGGCUAAAUUUUAAAACCGACUUAUUAGACAUUCAAUCCUUACAAGUUCCUAGGUGCGUUCUAGUAGCUAAACCUCGUAAUAUACAAAUACAUGCUUUUUCUGACGCUAGUGAGAAGUCGUACGGAUGCGCAAUAUAUCUACGUUCUAUUGACGAGCAGGAUUGUAUCAAAUGUAAUUUACUUUGUGCAAAGUCCCGCGUAGCACCGUUGAAAUCAAUUUCUCUACCACGUUUAGAACUCUGCGGAGCGUUGUUAAUGUCACGACUAUUAUCUAAAUGUUUAUCUAUUUUAGAUCUUCCAAUUAAUGAGAUAUAUCUUUGGACGGAUUCUACGAUAGUUCUGUCAUGGAUAGCAGGCCAACCACGAAUGUGGAAACUUUUGUUAGUAAUCGGGUGUCGGAGAUCCACUCGCUAA
Molecule: messenger RNA, 1302 nt
Organism: Sitophilus oryzae (rice weevil)
Lineage: Eukaryota; Metazoa; Arthropoda; Insecta; Coleoptera; Curculionidae
Exons: 1
Coding region: 1-1302 (433 amino acids)
Source: RefSeq, a predicted model, not a curated record